Mesitornis unicolor (brown roatelo) is the source of this 996-nucleotide messenger RNA. RefSeq names its product cerberus 1, DAN family BMP antagonist (gene CER1). Gene Ontology annotation, biological process: signal transduction involved in regulation of gene expression; determination of heart left/right asymmetry. Gene Ontology annotation, molecular function: morphogen activity. The coding region runs from base 1 to 996 and encodes 331 amino acids. Lineage: Eukaryota; Metazoa; Chordata; Aves; Mesitornithiformes; Mesitornithidae. The transcript is spliced from 4 exons. The record is from RefSeq and is a predicted model, not a curated record.
AUGUCCCUGCUUCUCCUUCAGCUGUUAGCGCUCUCAUGUGUUGGAGCCACUGAGCCACAGCGAGACUCACCACAAAGGAAAAGCAGAAGGACAUUUCAGCACCUUUUCUAUUUGGGCAAAAAUCUGCUUGGAAGUCAGAACUUUCGUGAGCUGGUUGGAGAAAACCCAUUAGGUGUUGAAGAAACCCUGGGGAAACCAAGCUUUUUUGUAGCAAUUCCACAGACAGCAUCUGAAAGUGAGAAGCAAGAGGAAAAAAAAAAGUCCAGGUUCAUCCUUCCCAAUGCAGAACUCCAUGCUGACCAAGACCUGAGAAACUGGGCAGCACCCAGAGAGACCUCUCCUGUGGAACACUUCUCUCCACCUCACUACUCCAGCAAGAGGGAGGCUGAACCUACCUAUAGAAAAGAUGCCAAGAAAUUUUGGGACAACUUCAUGUUAAAGAAAAAUUCAGCAUCUGAAGAGGUAAUUUUGCCAAUCAAGACCAACGAAAUGCACCAAGAAAACUGCAGAACUCUGCCUUUUUCCCAGGGUGUUACUCAUGAGAGCUGUGAGAAGGUGAUGGUACAGAAUAAUCUCUGUUUUGGAAAAUGUAGCCCCUUUCAUGUUGCUGGUCCAGGAGAUCAUCUUUACACCUUUUGUUCUCACUGCUUGCCCAGCAAGUUCUCCAUGAAACGCCUGGAUCUCAACUGCACCAGUGCUGUCCCAGUAGUGAAAGAAGUCAUGAUUGUAGAAGAGUGUAGAUGUGAGACUCCGAAGAUUGGAUCUCUACUGUCAGACUUGCAUGCAAAUAAUGGAGUUCAUCACAAAGACUCGUUAUCUAUCUUCCUGGAUUUGAUACUCUGGCAGAAGUGUCAGGAAUUGCAAAGGGACAUUGCAGAGAUGAAGGAGAAGGACUCUUCUGAUUUACGACUGCGCUGCGGAAGGAGCCUGCACCAGCGAGCUCCGACACGAGAAAAAAGGAUGCAUUCACCAAAGCGCCACGGGCAAACAAGUUAA